UAUCUCGACAUUUAGAUAGAAAUGGAUUAAUGCCAUUCAAUUCAGCAUUUAGUAAUUUAAAGUGGAUAAGGCGUAAAUGCGUUUGUAACAUUCUCGUUCAAUGUGAGAUUUCCCCCAGAGGUAGUGUCCGCUCCUCAUUUUCAUUUCUACAUCACAGACCGUAUGAAUCCAUGUCUGACAUCAUUUUCAAAGUUAAAUUAGCCAAACACAAGUCCACUCCAGGCUCUAUUGUCUUAUUUAUCACCAAUUAACUUAUUUGCUGUGAGACCAAGUUUAAAACGUAUCAGGCCACGUUAGUGACUUAUUGCCCAGUAAGACAGUGAUCAUUUGUGAACUAAGACCUUUGGCCGUUUGUGUGUGCAUUACUGAGGCAUCACAAGAUCAGAGAAGAUGCUUUAACCAACAGGGAAAAUUAAUAUUUCUGUUUCUGUUUGUGCCAUCUGAGAGCCACCUAUUCCGUUUGGCACGGCACUGGCGUAACCUUAAACACAUCUACAUAUGAAAUGUGUUUAAUGACAAACCUAGAGAGAGAAAUUGAUGAUAGAAAAGAGCACGGCUGCGGUGAUAGAAGCAGAUUAAUUCACAAGAAGGAAAUAAAACUUUUUUGGAUCAUCACCAUAUAUUAUAGUUUUCAUUGAGUGAAAGGAAGCAGAUGUUUUUAACAUAAAUGUAAAUCUGUAAAUGCCAAGAUUCCUAAGUGCUCCUCAGCCUGACAUUCGAGUACACUCUGUGUACUCAUUUCACUUUGAGUCACUUUGCUGCAGCCAAUACGAUACUCUGCACAAAGGUGGAGUCACAUUUGUAUAUGUUUAUAGAGAAGAUUAAUAUUUGUUCUGGAGAACAGUUUUUAUAGAUUCAAAUUUCACUUCUGCUAUAAAUAAAAAAUAAAACUCUUUAUUUAUUUAGUAUAUUUUCUAAAUUGGAGCAUUUCUCAUCACAUGUGUUUUUGUAUUAUAAUGUUGGUGUAACAAGUGGUGGGGUUUUGAGGUUUCUGUUCUAGAUAUAGAUCUUCAUUUUGGCAAUUGUUAUCAGUUUCAGGUUUUUCAAAUUUUUUUUUUUGACUAGUUGUGACUUUAUUGUCGCAAAUAUAAUCUUAUUUAAUUUGUUUAAACUGAAAAAGUUCAGUAUUUUCAUUGAAGCACAUUGAAGUAUUUGUGCCUUUUGAUGAUAACACGUUUUUUGUGGGGAGACUGAUUCCAUCUAUGGAAAAUAGAGAAAUCAAGGUAAUUUGUUAUAUCAUCGGGGCCCAUCUAAAAACCACAGAAGCAUUAUCUACAAGCUCAAAGUACACGUGUGACACGCACAGUAAUGAGGCGCAGCAUGUGCACUGCUCUAAACGGCGGUAAAUGAUUUAUUUAUACAUUCCUUUCCCACAUAUUUGUUUCCUGCAUGCUACUGAAGUAAGAUGAAAACAGCCGUCGUCGUGCCGAGGCAAGAAGCGACUAUCUAAGAUUUUUUUUAAAGUGCAGUUUGUUGUGGGUGUCUCUGAAGACAAUGAAUCAUGACAUCAUGCAAUGUGUUUUGUGAUACAAGCCUUCCCCUGUCAGAGCAGGACUGUUCUCUUCAAGAGAAAAGGGAAUCAUUGCCAAAACAAACCAGAGUGUUUAUGCCCCGUGCAGACGUGUCUAGAGAAGGAAGCUGAAGUCUUGACCUUCAGUCUGGAAUUCAGGAAACGCUAAUGACCACACAAAUGCUUUUGUACGCCAUCAUGAAUGUAUUGUAUACAUUUUAUUCACAACUUCCUCAUGAAACUGUUUUAUCUUCUCACCUUUUAAUCCACGACUGUUGUUCUUUUUCUCUGUUUGUCUUUAGUUUUGUGGGAAUCAAUGCCAGUGAUAUUAAUUACUCGGCGGGCCGGUACGACCCCUCGCUGAAGCCGCCUUUCGAUGCCGGUUUCGAGGGUAUCGGUGAGGUUGUCGGCCUCGGCCUUAGCGCCAGCUCCCGUUACACCGUUGGAGACAACGUGGCCUAUUUCCGCAGUGGUGCCUUCGCUGAGUACACGGUGGUCCCUGCCAAGGAGUGCGUGCCCGUCCCUGCGGUGAAGCCAGAGUUCCUCACCCUGCUGGUCAGCGGUGCCACAGCCUACAUCGCCAUGAAACGUCUGGGCGACCUGGCCGAAGGUGAGACGGUCCUGGUCACCGCGGCUGCAGGAGGCACCGGGCAGUUUGCUGUGCAGUUUGCUAAACAGGCCGGCUGCCACGUGAUUGGGACCUGUUCGUCCAAUGAGAAGGCCGGCUUUCUGAAGUCCCUCGGCUGUAACAGGCCAAUCAACUACACCACAGAAGACCUCGCCAAGACUCUUCGGAAAGAGUACCCGAAAGGUGUAAACGUGGUGUAUGAGUCAGUGGGAGGAAGUGUUUUGGAAGUCGCCGUGAACACUUUGGCCAACAAGGGUCGGCUCAUAGUGAUCGGCUUCAUCUCUGGGUACCAGACGCCAUCGGGUAUCCCACAGUUCAGAGGAGGAACACUGCCGGUCAAGUUGCUGCAGAAGUCGGCCAGCAUGCGGGGUUUCUUCCUGCCCCACUUCUACAGCGACUACAGGGAGGCUCUGAGUAGCAUGAUGCAGAUGUUUGCCACUGGGAAGUUAGUGUGUGAAGUAGAUUAUGGGGAUCAGGCAGAGGGAGGGAGGUUUGUAGGAUUAGAGUCAGUCUUCCGGGCCAUGGACUACAUGUAUUCUGGGAAAAACCUGGGCAAAGUCGUGGUGGAAGUGGCACCGCCUGCUGUUAGUAAUAGCAAGCUGUGAUUUCACAGAUUGUUAGUGCCCCAAUGAAACCAUACUUGAUUACUGUGAUUUAGGACUUUAAUUAUUUUUAACACAGGUUAGUUAUUUUUCUAAGAUGAUUGAAAUGCCAUUUAAAAUAAAGCUAUAUACAAUU
Pleuronectes platessa (European plaice) is the source of this 2876-nucleotide messenger RNA. Its product is annotated as prostaglandin reductase-3. The record is from RefSeq and is a predicted model, not a curated record. Gene Ontology annotation, cellular component: mitochondrion. NCBI's taxonomy places the organism in Eukaryota, Metazoa, Chordata, Actinopteri, Pleuronectiformes, Pleuronectidae. The transcript has a single exon. Gene Ontology annotation, molecular function: oxidoreductase activity; zinc ion binding. The coding region runs from base 1679 to 2743 and encodes 354 amino acids.